Molecule: messenger RNA, 982 nt
Organism: Paramecium primaurelia
Lineage: Eukaryota; Ciliophora; Oligohymenophorea; Peniculida; Parameciidae
Source: the annotation of a GenBank genome assembly
AUGUCUGAAAUGGUUUAAACAUUUUCAAUUCAUUCUAAAAAGCAUCGUAGGUUCACAUAUUGUUAUUAACUUAGUACCUAGAAAUAGCAGAAGGGACUAUUGAUGAAAGGAGUCACUAUUCGUAAUAAUAUGAAUCUUAAGUUAUGGUUAAAUGAAGUGAUGAAUCGGAAAGAGAUUGAUUUGAAAUUAGGAAAAUUGAACAUAGAUUGUUAAAGAAAUGAUAAAUAGUUGAAAUAUUAUAAUAAUGAUGUCAUAUUGCCUAGUAUAUUUAGAGAUGUAGAGGAUAGUCAAAUAUUUCCAAUGAUUUGUUUUCAAAAAAGUACAGAUUUAUAAUUUUAAUAGGAACCUGCAGAUAAUUGAUGAGAGAAAGUAAAAUAUAGAUAAUACUUUAGUCAGAUUUGAAGAUAAUGUGACGUCAUUGUUACCUAGUGAUAAAAGAAAUUCUAUAUUAUAUGGAUUAUUAAGAGAAUUAAUGCAUGAAAUAGAGUUUAGAGAAUAAAAUAUAUUGAUAUGUCAACAUAAGAUUACUAAAGUGUUUUAUAUUUACUUUACAGAUUGUUUGAUUUGUCCAAUAUCUAAAUGUUGUUAUACAUCUGUAGUUUUUGUAUUGGGAUAAAUAUUUGGUGGUUAAAUAAGAUGCAAUAAUGAAAAUUGUCCAAUUAAGAUUCUAGUAACAUUUGAUAUACAAGAAGAGUUGUUAUGGAAAAAAAACUAUGUUGAUUUAAGCAAUAGGUUUUCAAAAUAUAUAAUAAGUGGUAAAUUUAGAACUAACAGUUUAAAAACAUCAUUAUAACCUACAGAUAUUUCAAAGUCCAAUCAUCAUUAUAAUCUUAAUAUUAAUAGUCAUAUCAGUCAAACUGAAAGAAUUUAAAGUAAACUAAACCUAUCUCAAUUAAGUAAUUACUAAAAAUAAAGAGAAAAGUCUAAUAAAAAUAAGAAUGGCUUUUAAAGUGAUUAAUAUUAAAAUAUGUUUUAAAAAUGA